This is a messenger RNA of Aureococcus anophagefferens, 1512 nucleotides long. RefSeq lists its product as hypothetical. NCBI's taxonomy places the organism in Eukaryota, Pelagophyceae, Pelagomonadales, Pelagomonadaceae. The record is from RefSeq and is a predicted model, not a curated record. The transcript is spliced from 3 exons. The annotation marks the transcript as partial. Gene Ontology annotation, biological process: guanosine tetraphosphate metabolic process.
GAAGCGCUGUCGUUCGUCCACGACGCGCUCCGCGUCGCGCACGGCGCGCACGCGGGCCAGAUGCGCCGCUCCGGCGAGCCCUUCAUCGUCCACCCCGUCGCCGUGGCGGGCCUGCUCUGCGGCCUCGGCAUGGACCGCGAGACCGUCGCGGCGGGCCUCCUCCACGACACCGUCGAGGACACGGCCGUCACGCUCGAGGAGAUCGAGGCGACGUUCGGCGCCGACGUGCGCGCCAUCGUCGAGGGCGAGACGAAGGUCUCGAAGCUCCCCAAGCUCGCCAAGCGCGAGCAGCUCGAGAAUUUGCGCCAGAUGUUCAUCUCCAUGACCGACGACUACCGCAUCAUCAUCGUCAAGCUCGCGGACCGGCUCCACAACAUGCGGACCUUAGAACACAUGCCGCGGCACAAGCAGCUGCGCAUCGCGCGCGAGACGCUCGAGAUCUUCGCGCCGCUCGCGCACCGCCUGGGCCUGUGGACGUUCAAGGCCGAGCUCGAGGACUGGGCGUUCCGCUACGCCCACCCGGGGCCCUACGCGGCGCUCGAGGCCGCGCUCGAGGUGCGGCGGUCCCGCUACGAGUCCGCGCUCAAGGGCAGCCGCAAGGCCUUGGAGGCGCGCCUCGCGGCGGACCCGAAGUUGAGGGGCGUCAAGGUGAGCGUCAGCGGCCGCACGAAGGAGCUCUACAGCCUCUGGCUGAAGAUGGAGCGCGCCGAUUUGGACGGCGUGCCCGACGUCGUCGCGCUCCGCGUCGUCCUCGAGGUGCCGCGCGACGGCGCGGCCGAGCCCCUGGAGGCCUGGCGCGAGCGGUCCACCUGGCUCUGCUACCACGUGCUCGGCCUCGUGCAGCAGCUCAAGGGCUGCGAGGCCGUGCCGCGCGUCAAGGACUACAUCUCCUUCCCGAAGCCCAACGGCUACCAGUCGCUCCACGCGUCGCUCCGCCGCGAGGCCGAGGACCAGGUCGUCGAGGUCCAGAUCCGCACGGCCUGGAUGCACGAGGUCGCGGAGCACGGCAUGGCCGCCCACUGGCUCUACAAGGACGGCCUCUUCAGCGUCGAGGACCUCGACGACGACGGCGAGCCCGCGGACGGCCGCCGCGGCGUCGCCAAGCCCUACGCGGUGUCGUGGCUCAACUCCGUCAAGGACUGGCAGCACGAGAUCCACAGCUCGCGCGAGUUCGUCGAGACGAUCCGCAAGGAGGUGCUGGGGAAGCGCGUCUUCGUCUUCCUGCGCGACGGCCAGAUCCUCGACCUGAGCCGCGGCGCGACGGUGUUGGACGCCGCGUUCCACAUCCACACGGAGAUCGGCCUCAAGGUCGCGACGGCCUACGUCAACGGCCAGGAGGUCCAGCUGAGCUACGAGCUCAAGAACGGCGACGUCGUCUCCGUGUCCACGUCCGAGGACGCGCGGCCCCAGCUCGACUGGCUCCGCAUGGCCCAGCGCCGGUCCACGCGGGCCAAGCUCCGCGCGUACUUCCGCGAGGAGCAGCGGCUCUACGAGGUCGCGAGGCAAAAGACC